This is a messenger RNA of Blastocystis hominis, 1761 nucleotides long. RefSeq lists its product as hypothetical. The transcript has 7 exons. The coding region runs from base 1 to 1761 and encodes 586 amino acids. The record is from RefSeq and is a predicted model, not a curated record. Lineage: Eukaryota; Bigyra; Opalinata; Blastocystidae.
AUGCUCCCUCAGCCAAAUCUGUUACGAUUCACUGCAAAGCAAGAUAGUGGACAUUGGUUUUAUGACGUUGGUGGGAUUGGCGUCGGAUCUGAGUACUAUGUAACAUUAACAAAUUCGAACGAGAAGCAAUAUCAGCAUUUGAUUCAGAACGGAAAGGAAGUCGUGUUUGCCAUGAAUCAAUGGAAGAAUCGCGAGCCACUCAAUGACUACUCAGCCCCCGCGCCCUCGCAAAGGCGAGCUCUCCAAGCCUCCGACGUCAUCUACACCCUCCACAUUCCUUCCUUCACAAAUGGCACCAACGGUUUUCCUCGUUUUAUUUCAUCACACGCAGGCCUGGGGACGUAUCAAUCCGCCUCGCAGUUCGUCAGCUACCUCGCCAAUCUGGGCGUGACGGUGGUUCGGAUCAUGUCGCUCGAGCCAGCGAUUUGCUUCAGCUCCCUCAUCGACUCCCGCUGCUGGAAGCGUCGCAGCAACGUCUACGAAGGGGUCCAGCACCCCGCGUACGGCUCGCCCGAAGAGCUGGUGGACCUGGUGCAGGCGAUCCACCAGAAGGGGAUGCUCGCGAUGAUCGACGUGGACUGGAGCGGGCUCUCGCGCUACUCCGACUUCUACGACUACGACGGGAGCUCGAUCCCCACGUCGUUCGGCCCGCUCUUCCAAGCGACCUACGACACCUACGAGUAUCAAUCGAAGACCUGCAAGAAGUUCGACCUCUCGCGCGGCUCCGCGGGCGAAACGAUCGUGUCCAGCGCGCUCGACCGCCUCGCGACAGUGUUCCGGUUCGACGGGAUCUACUGGCGCGGACUGAUGUGUCUGCGGCUGGACUCGUCGAACUGCGAGCGCGGCACGGGCAGCGACAACGCGAUCAACACGCAGUACCUGCGCGAGGUGGUGUCCCAGUUUUCCUCGUCGAUUUCAUUCUUCGUCGGAGAGGAUAACGACAACAUUUACUCGCUCGCGGGGUCGUCGGUGCAGAACAUCGUGGACAGCGUGGAGACCGACGGCUUCGGCUUUGCGGCGAAGCGGGAUUUGUCGAUAAUGAACGGACUGCGCUCGAUCCUGCUGACGGAAACGAUCGUGAUGCGGGAUCUGAUCGAUUUCUUGCAAGACACGUCGAAGCUCGCGACGACCAAUAUCAUUUCUCUCGAGACCGCAGAGACGGCGAACGAAGAGAGAUUGAUCAACACGUGUCUCACUCUCGAGCAGGGAAACUACACGUUUGCCUACAAGCGACUUUUGUUGGCACAGUUCAUGAUUGUGUCAACCCCGGGCAUUCUCAACUUCUUCCAGGGCUCCGAGUAUCUGGAGGACGAUAACUUUGCCGAUUUGCCUAGGCCUUUGCAGAUUGCGGAGAAGGUGGGAGAUGGGGGUGAACAGCUGACCGGGGUCAAUGCAGGGUUCUUCAAGGCGACCAGGAAAAUGCUUCAGAUUCGCCUGCAGUACGCACUUUACAACAUCGUGAAGCCGAACAUUUACUUUUUCGGAAAAGAGCAUUCGGUGUUAGCCUAUCUACGAGAAACAACCAGCGAGUCUUUGGUGGUCAUCCUUAACUUGUCAUCCAAAGAUUACGCAGAGAAACAGUGGGAGUGCGAAGGAAGAGGAGUGAUGUGUAGAGUCAUGGUGGAUUUCCCCUUCAGUUCGGCAAAUGUAAAAUGGACAGAUCUGUUUACUACGGAUAAUCCCGAAGAUCACUUUUAUGAAUGGUGUGGAAUGGUGUCGAUUGGACCUUUUGGAGUAAAGGUUAUGCACAUUGCGAAGUAA